This is a messenger RNA of Owenia fusiformis, 4587 nucleotides long. The record is from the annotation of a GenBank genome assembly. NCBI's taxonomy places the organism in Eukaryota, Metazoa, Annelida, Polychaeta, Sabellida, Oweniidae.
GCUAUUGCCAUUCGGCAUGUUCAUUAUGUUUUUUGUUACGAAUUUACCGUAGUUUUAUGCAGUAUGGUCCUUUCUAUGACCAAAGAAAUAUUGAAUUUCUGCUGAUAACUGAAAAACCCCUGCACAGGAUGAUAGCUAAGGCUUCGCGCUAUCAUGUAAGUGCGGCAAAGUUGUGAUCUAAGCGUGUAUUGAGAAGUAAUAGCGGCUUGAACAGAGUGGUAUUUUCAGGAGCAAUCUCGCGAAGUGAGCGAAACAUUGUGGAUAAUUUCCUUUAUUUUGCCUGCCCGAUGUGGGUAGAUGAGUGAAUGUGUAUGGACAUCGGGUAACUGGAAGCGAUAAGUACUUACUAUAGAUAGCGUUUAUAGGAUUAGCACGGCUACAAAUCAACGGAAAGAUGGCAAAAUACUUGAACAAAGACCUACACUCAUAUCAGAAAGAAGUAAAGAGUUUCUUGGCCAACUUGGCAGAAUUUCACGAAAGAAGAAGGACACCUUACAAGCGAAUACCAUGGAUAGGAGGUCGCGAAGUGGACCUAUGCCUGCUCUACACAAAAGUGACUGAAAUGGGCGGCUGGCUGAAGGUGAAUGAAGCAGAGAAAUGGGAUGAGAUACAGGAGUAUUUUAACCUGCCAAAAGGCACUGUGAAUGCUGGAGAGGCUUUAAAACAGAUUUAUAUCAGAUACCUAGAUGCAUAUGAAAAAGUAUAUUUCUUGGGGGAAGACCCCGACAAACCGGAGGAAGAAGAUGAAGGCCAUCGGCAUGCCAAGAAACGAACCAAUACCCCCAUUACCAAGGUGGCCAUGAGAUACAACUACUCCCAGCAUGACCUUCCAGAAUAUAUCCGAGAAAACCAUGGGAUGUCUGACAAGUUUGCCCCACUGGCUCCAUAUGGUGCUCUGGAGAUGUCCCUGCUCUCUGGUUUGCCUAAUGAGGUUGAUUUUGCCAUCAAUGUCUGUACGUUGUUAUCUAAUGAGGGCAAACAUGCACUCAGGGUUGAGGAGGCACCUAAAUUGAUAGACUUACUUAUGGCACAUAUAGGCAUUUUUCAUGAAGGUCCUGGAGCACUAACUAGUCUAUAUGACCAUGCAUGGAGGCCAGUCACCAAGAGGAACUUUGUGAGGUUCUGGUAUGAUAGUGUAGAGGACACAGACCUUCAUGAUCUCAUUGGCUGCGAGGAUAUGGUCAAACAUUGCGAUACAAGACAGCUAUGUGGCAGUGAUGUUCUGAACCUUGGUACAGAGCUAGGAAUCAGGAAUAUGGAGGGUCAACGUGUACUGCAGCUAGCCAAUAUAUUCCGUAAUCUCUCAUUUGAAGAAGACAAUGUACAACCAUUAGCUGGCAAUAUACUUAUAUUCAGGUUCCUUAUGCUACUAGCUCAUUGUAAAUUCUCUGAACUGAAGCAGCUUGGUCUGGAUACAUUGGGGAACCUCUCCCUGCAGUUGGUGCUAGAUCCCAUAGAUGUGAGAAACACACAGCUAUUAAUGGAGACCCUGUGCAAAUGUAUAGCAUCUCCUGAUAAAUUUGAAGUAGUUCGAGGAAUGGAGAUCCUAUCAAAGCUUUGCCAAGUUGAUCCAAAUGAAGACAUCAUCACUGGAAGUCUUGAGAGUAAAACCUACAAUGACAUUGUGUCGUAUCUGACUGUACAAGAUAUCCAACUUAUAGUCUACACAUUAGAGGUGUUAUAUCAACUCUCUGAAUUGGGGGAGGUAACCAGCACAGCCAUAGCUGCAGCACAUAUGUGUGUUGAAAUGCUGAUUGGCUUGGUGACAAUUGAGGCCCAAUCAUAUGGUCCAAACUCUCUCAUAGGAAUCAAAGUAGUCGAGCAUGGUUCAGUGCUGGGUCUACCAGCUCCUAACCAGCAGCCCGUUGGUUCAACGCAGCCUGUGGGGUCUGCAAAUUUGAAACCAGGGGCUAUCCCAACUCCCCCUCCACAACAAAACCCUGUAACAGUACAACAGCAGCAGUUUCCUAGACCCCAACCAGUACAACAAGCCCCACAGCAACAACAAUAUACCAUUCAACAAAAACCAGUACAACAACAACAAAUUAUGAACCAGCAGCAACCUCCUGCUUUACAACAGCAACAGCAACAAAAUCAACCUAUGAUUGACAAGGGUGCAUUUGCGUGUAAUUGGUUGAAUGCAUAUUGGGAAAGCAGGUCUGAUUCAAGUGUCUCUAAAGUGGAUUUAUAUUCUGAGUACUUGGCUGCUUGUAGUAAAUUCCUUGGACGUGACCACAUGCUCAGCUCUCAAGCAUUUCAUGCCAUUGUCAAAAAUGUAUUCAAGAACACAGAUUUUAUCACAGUGAAGAAAGGUGGCACUAUGGAGGUUCACUUUAAGAAUAUAUGCAAAAGAGUUAAACCGUUGCCAUUUCACCCUGUUGUGAUGAAACCUGUAGGUGUUCAAAAGCCAAUCCAGUACCCAGGGGCCCAGGUUGGUGUCCCCAGGCAGACCUCUACACCCCCUCACCCUGUACCUAUUAAGCCCAUGCCACCACAGCGCAAACUCCCUCUCCUGCUGCCUAAACCGCCCGCAGUGGGACCACUUCUGCAGCAGCAUCUUCUCGCCCCUAACAACCCACCAGGGACUGCUGCGUCUAAUACCAUGCCUGGCCCAGGGUUGGCUACUGUCAACGCAUCAGGGUCUGGGGUGCUGACGUCACAUGGUGGAGCUGCCUUACAGUCCCAGGUGAACUCUACCCUUGUGUCUACAAGUACCCAGGGUGCCCAACAAACAAUCACGCUCAUCCGUCCUAACAUGCCAGGAUCUCCUGUGUUGAACAUACAACAGACUGCCAUAAAACAUGAUUCUAAUCUCAUCAAAAAUUUACUUGCUAAGAAAGUGCGAAUGCGGGGAGCAACUUCUCCGAGUCCAUCACAAAAUAGCAGUGAGCCCACACCACCUAGUACUCCUACCUUACAGUACCCGGCCACCCCACCUCAUACCCCUACAUCUACCACCAUGCCAGCAUCCCCAGUAGCCCCUAAGCAGUUUGACCCUAAUGGACCACAGUGUACCCCUGUCAGGAGAUCUCUCCCUGUCAUGCAGUCCACUCCAGUUAAACACCCAGCAACUGCACCACAACAACCACUUGGUUCUCCUAUAAGGGGAUCCCCAGCAAGGUCAAGGUCACCUAAGGGAUCCCCAAGGCCAGUGACCACCACUACUACAACAGUUGGAGGCUUUAACCUUGAGGUUUGCACUGGCGCACAAAGGGCCCAUGAUAUUGUACAGGACGAUGAAGUCGCCAAGGAGGCUGUUAUUGAAAAAGUGGAAAAUACUUCAAUUAAUCGCUUGAAGAACAAACCCCUUGUUAUCAAUACCAAUAUUAUUACCACUACCAAAGAUAGAGUAGGUUGUGAUGAAAACCACACAGGUGCUACUAUACCCACUGAACAAGCUAUACAGCAGACUCAACCUCCAGAACAAUCUAAUCAAAAUGUGAAUGCCAUCGUUAAUGUACCAGAACAAUGUCAAAAUGCUCCAGUACAAAUUGACACCCCGUGUAGUAAUAGUGGAGAAAAAAUUGUUGAACAAUGUGUAAACCAACCAGACCAAGGAAAGGUCAAUGAGCAAUGUACAAAAAAUCCACCGAUCACUGUUGUGACAGAAAAUUCAAAAACUCUGCCAGUUAAUGGACUUAACAGUGAAUCUCAAUCAGAAUCUCCAAUGGAUAACAAUUUAAAAGCUACAGAAUCUUUGUUUUCAGAACCUAAAUCUUCCAGUGCUUUAUCUCAGGGAACAGACAUUAGCCAAUCUGGAAUUAGCCAGCCAUCGUCUGGAAUUAGCCAGGCAUCAUCUCAUACCACUGACUCAAAAAGUGAGAAAUUAGACUCUAGUGAACAAAAAAAUGACUCUGGCAAAUUAAACCAUCAGGAUUUAACUACAAGUGGAGAAACUCUGGAUUCAAAUGGCCAGAGUUCACCAAAGUCACAGAAAAUGGCAGUUGAAUCAUCAAAAUCUGACAGUGUGGGACCAUGCAAUAGUGUUGGUAAAUGUGAUAAUAAUGGGACUAAAAAACUGAAUGGAAUUCCUGAGAAGCAUCCUCCAGUGAAUGGAGAUGUAACAAGUAUGAAUGUCUCGGAAAAAUUAAUAAACGGACCAUUGGAUCCUAGCCAUAUUCUCCCAAAAGAUAAGACUCAGCUCGUAGGCGAGAAACUUGAGAAAAUAAAUCAACUGUUUGAAGAGAGCAAAUCACUAAAUGGAGUGGUACAUCACAUGAAUAAUGGAACAUUAAGUGAGAAAGAAAUCACGAAGCUGAAGAAAGAGGAAAUGGUGAAAUUAAUGAAAAAGGGAGAAGAAAUGAAUGGUGAUUUAGCAAUUGGUUUAUGUAAGGAUAUAAAUGUAGCUAAGAAAGUGUUAGAAAAUGGAUAUUCAUCGAGUGGUGCUGAUAGUGAAUUAGACGUCCCUAUUCAUAAUACUAAAAAAUGUGCUCAUAACAACUCUAAUCCCAAGUCCAAAAAUGGACCAAAGCAUUCCAUUCAGGUGUACACUGCUAGUGUGACUAAAGACAAUGGUGAGACAGAUAAAGAUAAGGAAAAAGCUAUGCUAAAUGAUAGCAUGCGUAGUAACAGUGAAGAGGAAACUGA